UGGUGAGGUCAUGUUAUUUAAGCGGGACCGACGGGAUAUGUGUUGCCUCCGAGACUUAGGCAUGUGUUUUGAGAUUUUUCGAUCGGGUAGUUUCUAGGACGUUUCUGUAUCUACAUGUUUUGUUGGCAACCGAAAUCUUUUAACUGCCGUCAAACCUUGGCCAAACCGGCAAGACAGCCGAUAAUGCUUUGACGCAUUCUUCUUCUAUAAAUAUAAGACCAACCUAUUUACUACUUGACAUUUUCCAUAUGAUUUUAGUUAUAACUACUUCUCUCUACCUUCCGUCACAUCUCCGUCUCAUUCCUCUGUCAUCUUCCUACUUGCACCACUGUUCACUUAUUCGGUGUCUCACCAUUUCAUUAAUCUGAAUCUUUUGUACGUCGACAUAACAUUUGUACAACUUCUUUUUCAAAAAAAAAAACAUUUAUACAACCAAGUGAAUGUUUUGUUUGCACAAAGCACAAGCAUUGUGUAUUUGUGUUCAUAACUUGAUUUGGAUUCACUCUGAUCACUCUAUGUAAAACGUUUCAGGUUUUGGUAUGGAGUAUAGUGGAGGAUGAAGCAGGUGGUCUGAAAAUAAGGUGCAUGUAGAAGGUGAGGGAUUUUGGGUUCGGUGUUGAACUCAUAAACAGGAUCCAGAAGGUUGCUGAAGCCUCUGGUCAUUAGCCUUCUCUCCAUUUGGAAAGUCGUACUCAAGUUCGAGCUGAACUAUCCACCUCUUCCACUGGUAUGUCAACACAAAAACGAAAAAAAAAACAAAAGUGUAAGCUUUCAAGUUUCAAUACAUUUUGCAAGUAGCAGGUGCGUAAACUAUCCACCUUUUUACGCUAUCAAGCUUUUAAAACAAAAGUGUACACUUUCAACACAUUUUUUUUUGACAAAACUUUCAACACAUUUAAAAAUGUUUUUUUGAAGCGUUUUGUAAGCAAGCUUCCAAUUCAAGUUUUAAAGAUGGAAACAUACAUCUGAGAAAGCUUAUAUGCUACUUUGAUUCAUAUAGUGAUAUAUAAAAUCUAUAUUUCUUUAGCUUUUAGAUAUUGAUUUGAGUUUGGAAUUAGAUGAAAAUUAAGUAAAAAAAUAUUAAUUUAGAAAAUCUUAAUUGAUAAUAAUGCUUUAUAUUUUUUUGUCAAAAGGUUUACUACAAAUUUUUAAUGAUUUUAAGUCUAAAGACUAAGUGUAUUUUUUAAAAUCUUAAUUUAUUUAAAUUGCUGUCUACUUUAAUAUAUGCCACAAUAAAUAUCUAGUUUAAAUAUUUGAAUAAUGAUUAAAUAAUUUUAUUACAAUGCAAGAACGAAUCCUAAUCUUAUUUCCAUAAGAAAAUAAAAUUUUGGCUUGAGUCGAAUAAAUUUACAAAAAGAAAUUUGCUUUUCAACUUUCAUUUAGUUCUCUUUAUCAUAUGGCCAAAUUAAAUAAUCAGGCCAAUCAGACCAAAUUAUACAUACAAGAUAAAGAGAAUGGAUAAAAGGAUUCCUAUAAGAUGAGGAAAGAAAAUAUAUAUUAUAGUACAAAAGUGGUAUAUAAUAAAAAUUAUAUUUUGAUAUAUUAAUUUAGUUAUGAUUAGUAAGGACUGUAGCUUUAUAUUUUUUGAUGUAGAAUUUAAUAUGUAGAUUUAUUUAUUGUAGUUUUCAUUGCUGUAGUUUUUUAAAACACUAAUUUUUUGCUCUCGAAAUAAAGUUCUCUAUAGUCUACAGCCAUUUUUAAUUUUCUAGAGAUUUUUUUGAAGUAGUUUUUUUAAAGAAAAAAAAACUUGAUUGGUUGACAUAUAUGACUCUGAACUAAAUUUUGACUUUCUAAAGCAUUUACGGCCACAGCCAAUCACCAUAUUCAAUGACUAUUGAGAAAUGCAACUCACUUGAAGCAUGAUUUUAUUCUCAAUAUCUUUUGGAGAUCACAUAACUCUUAUAGAUAUUAUGGAAAAGUUAAAAAGAGUUUAUGAUAAAUAUCUAACUUACAUGUUAAAAUAAUUAUUAAAUAUUUUUUUUUCAUAAAAUUCCCGCGCAAGCAUGAAGCAUAAUGUUAUUUUCUAUAAGAAAAUAACUAUACUGACAUGAGACAAAUCAAUUUUUCAAAAAUGUUUUAUUUUUCCUUCUUCCAUCUAGUUUUUUCUCAUAUGAUCAAUCAAAACAAAUUACAUACAUUAAUCAAACUAAAUUACAUGCAUGAUAAAAUGACAAACCGAAGGGAUAAUCAGGUUCCUAUAACAUUAAUAAAGAAAAUAUAUAUAUAAAAGAAAAAUAUAUACUAGUGACCAAAUACAAUACAUAUAUAUAUUAGGAAAUAAAAUAAUAUUAUUGACCAAUACCAAAGUAGAAUAAAAUAUUUAUCAUAAAACUCAAUAUUUGACAGUUAUGUUUCCAACAAUUGAUUAGAAGCCCUACACCAUUUUUCUUAUAAAUUGAAUCAUAUUGCAUUACUUAAUUUCAUCAAGAAUCAACUUACAAACAAAUCAUAUCUUGGACAUCUAAGUCUUCUCUUAAUCAUAUCUGGAAACCCCAAGUAUAUUCAUCAUGUCGGUUAAGAAUAUGUUCUUUAUUCUAGUGAGUAUAUGCAUUGCCUCUUCCGUUAAUGCUCAGUUACCGCAGUUUCCUUUUCCGCUUCCAUUUCAACCAAGUCCUGGUAUACCAGGAUUUCCAUUUCCAUUUCCAUUUCCAUUUCAACCAAGUCCCGGUGGUAUGCCAGGAAUUCCUGAUAUGAGAAAAUGUUGGUCAACAUUUAUGGAUAUGCCUGGAUGCUUUGCAGAGAUCAGACAAUCUAUUAUCACUGGAAAAUUUGGUAGUAUAGGUCCAGCUUGUUGUAAAGCUUUCUUAGAUGCUGAAGCCAACUGCACACGCAAUCUUCCAUUCAACCCGUUUUUCCCUCCUAUGGUAAAGGAACAAUGCUCCCGAGCUGCUGAUCCUCCAACAACAUUGUAG
Molecule: messenger RNA, 2912 nt
Organism: Brassica napus (rape)
Lineage: Eukaryota; Viridiplantae; Streptophyta; Magnoliopsida; Brassicales; Brassicaceae
Exons: 1
Coding region: 2508-2912 (134 amino acids)
Biological process (GO): regulation of protein localization to cell surface; regulation of double fertilization forming a zygote and endosperm; double fertilization forming a zygote and endosperm
Cellular component (GO): vesicle; extracellular region
Source: RefSeq, a predicted model, not a curated record